Lathyrus sativus (Indian pea) is the source of this 756-nucleotide messenger RNA. NCBI's taxonomy places the organism in Eukaryota, Viridiplantae, Streptophyta, Magnoliopsida, Fabales, Fabaceae. The record is from the annotation of a GenBank genome assembly.
AUGAUUGGUCCAGAAGGUGAAAUAUUUUCAGCAGAGGAUGCUGACAGUGCAGAAACCGAAGGGGCUACACGUAAAAAGGAAGGAUCCUUCUACAUAUGGACCAGCAAAGAGGUUGAAGACUUACUUGGAGAGCAUGCUGCUCUUUUUGAGGAGCACUACUACAUAAAACAGAUGGGUAACUGUGACCUAUCUGAAAUGAGUGAUCCUCACCAUGAAUUUAAGGAAAAGAAUGUCCUGAUUGAGAGGAAUGAUCCUUCAGAAAUUGCAUCAAAAUAUGGUUUGUCAGUUGAGACAUAUCAAGAAAUUCUUGGAGAAUGCAGGCGUAAGUUGUUUGAAGUAAGGUUGAGGCGCCCAAAGCCACAUUUGGAUGAUAAGGUUACUGUGUCUUGGAAUGGACUGGCAAUCUCAUCUUUUGCUAGAGCUUCUAAGAUUCUAAAGGGUGAAGCUGAAGGGAUGAAAUUCAACUUUCCUGUUGUUGGCACUGAACCAAAGGAGUACUUGAGAAUAGCAGAUAAAGCAGCAUCCUUCAUUAGGAAUCAACUUUAUAUUGCAGAGACUCGCAGACUACAACACAGUUUCAGAAACACUCCAUCUAAAGCUCCUGGUUUCUUGGAUGAUUAUGCUUUUUUGAUUUCUGGAUUGCUGGAUCUCUACGAAUUCGGGGGUGGAAUCAACUGGCUUUUAUGGGCCACUGAAUUACAGGAAACCCAGGAUUCUUUGUUUCUAGAUAGGGAUGGAGGCGGAUAUUUCAAAUAA